AUGCAAAGGAAAGAGAACCAGAAAGUGAAUGAAUUUAAGUAUUUAGGUUUAACAGUAGACUGCGAAGGAUCUAGCAAUGCUGAACUUAAAAGGAGAGUGCAGGCAGGGUGGAAUAAGUGGAGAAAAGUGACGGGAGUUUUGUGUGACAGGAACAUGCCAAUAGGAGUGAAGGGGGAAAUCUACGGGACGUGCGUAAGACCAGUAAUGUUGUAUGACAUGGAGACAGUACCAGUAACAAAAUUACAAGAAGCAAAGGUGGAGGUGGCAGAGAUGCGAAUGUUGAGAUUCACUCUGGAUCUCACACGGAAAAACAGAAUAAGGAAUGAGACAGUGAGGGACAUGCUAGCAACAAGAAGGCUUGAGGAGAAGUUAAGAGAGUGGAGACUGAGAUGGUUUGGCCGCGUGAAGAGAAGGGAAGAGACCUACGUUGGCUGA
Molecule: messenger RNA, 435 nt
Organism: Penaeus chinensis
Lineage: Eukaryota; Metazoa; Arthropoda; Malacostraca; Decapoda; Penaeidae
Exons: 1
Coding region: 1-435 (144 amino acids)
Source: RefSeq, a predicted model, not a curated record